CAAUUUACUCAAAGUACAAUAUAUGACUUCCAAUAGUCUAGAAGAAGAACUUUAUGUUACUAGAAUUCCAAAAGAUCCCAUAAAUUUGGACAUCAAACGAUUGCUUUUCAUAUUCCUAACCAGCCUCAUCGUCCACCUUUAUAAGCAAAGAUUCGAUCUUUAUUUUUGACAGGUUCCAAUCAAGAAGCAAAUCCCCUAGAAAGAACAAAAAAUGGCAGACUCUUCUUCAUCUUCAUCAAAAGUAAGCUUGAAGCUUCUGAUCGACACCAAAACAAAGAAAGUUUUAUUUGCAGAAGCCAACAAAGAAUUCGUUGAUUUCCUUUUCUACAUCCUUUCUCUCCCUGUUGGUACUGUGAUCAGGCUUCUAAGCAAGAACUCAAUGGUGGGUUCACUCGGAAAGCUCUAUGGCAGCAUCGAGAGCUUGAGCGAUACGUAUAUCCAGCCACACCAAAGCAAAGACUCUGUUUUAAACCCCAAGACCGUGAACUAUGGGGCUAAUGUCCCACUCUUGCUAACCGAUGAUGACAUCCAGAUGGAUCAGAGGUUCUACAAAUGUCAAUACUGUAAUUCAGAUCAUGUAACCAAUGAUCCUACUACUUUGUGUCCUAGGUGCAAAAACAGAAAAAUGAACUACGCGAUUGACUAUGUGAGGGGUAAAGGUGCAGAGAAGGAAACGGAGGAGGGUGGUGGUUUUGUGAAGGGGGUGGUGACUUACAUGGUUAUGGAUGAUUUGGAGGUGAAGCCCAUGUCCACCAUAUCUAGCAUUACUAUGUUGAACAAGUUCAAUGUCACGGAAGUCGGUGGUCUUCAGGAAAAGGUUGUUUCUUUGGAAAUGAAAGAGGGUCUGAUGUUACUGAAGGCCUCAUUGCAGUGCAAGAACGUGCUUACUAGUGUGUUUCUCUCAUAAGGGUGUAUUGACUAUUGACUGAAUAAAAUUUGGAACAUUGUUUGUUUUCAAAAUUGAGUGUGUUCGGUUUUAAAUUUUUAAUAAUGUCUCGUUUCUUUAUAUGUUAAUUAUGUCCUUGAGUCGUUUAUCUGAUGAAAUGUUAUGGUUGUUGGUUUCCGGUUA
Lactuca sativa (garden lettuce) is the source of this 1069-nucleotide messenger RNA. RefSeq lists its product as uncharacterized. The record is from RefSeq and is a predicted model, not a curated record. NCBI's taxonomy places the organism in Eukaryota, Viridiplantae, Streptophyta, Magnoliopsida, Asterales, Asteraceae.